Scaptodrosophila lebanonensis is the source of this 605-nucleotide messenger RNA. RefSeq names its product mitochondrial import inner membrane translocase subunit Tim9 (gene Tim9a). The transcript is spliced from 3 exons. NCBI's taxonomy places the organism in Eukaryota, Metazoa, Arthropoda, Insecta, Diptera, Drosophilidae. Bases 146 to 433 code for a protein of 95 amino acids. The record is from RefSeq and is a predicted model, not a curated record.
CGAUAGCAGCAUCGAAAGUUUGUCGGCACUUGCAGCACUAUCGAUUAAACGUCUCAGCUGGCAGUGUCAUUACAUAGUUUUGUGUGUACAGAGAAAAAGGUUAAUAUAAACAUUUUGAAGCUUUUACAAAACAACGCGACAGAAAAUGGUUAAAUCACCCGAGACAGUUGCUCUGAAUGAGCUCGAUAAGGAUCAAAUGAAAACAUUUUCCGAUUUCUUGAUGUCAUAUAACAAACUGUCUGAAAUGUGUUUUACGGACUGUGUGCGCGACUUUACAUCGCGGGAUGUCAAGGAAUCAGAGGACAAAUGCUCUUUAAACUGCAUGGAAAAGUAUCUGAAGAUGAACCAAAGAGUCUCACAGCGUUUCCAGGAGUUCCAAAUGAUUGCCAACGAGAAUGCGCUGGCCAUGGCCCAAAAGACCGGCAAGCUGUAGAUAAUUAACUUGAACAAUUACUUUAAGCCAUUCUAUUCACUAUUCAGUGCAACAGUGUUGUAUGUCAUAAAUAAACCCAAAUCGCUAAAUGUAAAAGCUAGUCUCAAGGAAUUAUGCAAUAACUUCUUUGAAGCUAUCUCAACCAAAUAUAAAUAUUGUUACUACACACAUA